Messenger RNA from Zalophus californianus (California sea lion), 1305 nucleotides. It is a transcript of the gene MYOZ2, whose product is annotated as myozenin 2. The coding region runs from base 404 to 1111 and encodes 235 amino acids. The transcript has 8 exons. Gene Ontology annotation, cellular component: Z disc; actin cytoskeleton. Lineage: Eukaryota; Metazoa; Chordata; Mammalia; Carnivora; Otariidae. The record is from RefSeq and is a predicted model, not a curated record. Gene Ontology annotation, molecular function: FATZ binding; telethonin binding; actin binding.
GAUGCCAGUCUCUUCAGAAAGGCUUAGUCCCCAGUUUGAGUCAGAGCUAGGGACCAUGCCGUCCCAGGCUCAGGGAUAAAAACCAUCGGGCCCAAGUGCCAUCCAUAUUCCAUCUCCACUCUUUCCUCCACAAACUGGGACUCAUCCCCGCUGCAAAGCACAGCCUAAGAGCAAGGGAACGGAAGACCAUGCUUUCACAUAAUACCAUGGUGAAGGAGAGAAAACAGCAAGCAUCAGCCAUCAUGAAGGAAAUCCAUGGAAAUGGAAUGUAACCUUUCACCUGAACACUAUUGAGACCUAGAGGCAUGAGAUCUGGUGGGGGCAGCCGGGAACAGGGUUUAAAUCAUGUGUUGGAUUCUACUCUAUGUUAGUCCUGACAUAGACCUACAAGGAUGUAGAUGGCAUGCACCUGGGCAAAAAAGUCAGCAUCCCCAGAGACAUCAUGUUGGAAGAAUUAUCCCAUCUCAGUAACCGUGGCGCCAGACUAUUUAAGAUGCGACAAAGAAGAUCUGAUAAAUACACAUUUGAAAAUUUCCAGUAUGAAACUAAAGCACAAAUAAAUCACAACAUUGCCAUGCAGAAUGGGAAACUGGAUGGAAGCAACUUGGAAGGUGGCUCACAGCAAGCCCCAUUCACCCCUCCCAACACUCCGGAUCCACGAAGUCCCCCAAAUCCAGAAAACAUUGCACCAGGAUAUUCUGGACCACUUAAGGAAAUUCCUCCUGAAAAGUUCAACACCACGGCUGUCCCUAAGUACUAUCAGUCGCCCUGGGAACAGGCCAUUAGCGAUGAUCCGGAGCUUUUAGAGGCUUUAUACCCUAAAUUUUUCAAGCCUGAAGGAAAAGUAGAACUGCCUGAUUACAGGAGCUUUAACAGAGUUGCCACCCCAUUUGGAGGUUUUGAAAAAGCAUCAAAAAUGGUUAAAUUCAAGGUUCCAGAUUUUGAGCUACUACUUCUAACAGAUCCCAGGUUUACAGUUUUUGCCAAUCCUCUUUCUGGCAGACGGUCCUUUAAUAGGACUCCAAAGGGAUGGAUAUCUGAGAAUAUUCCUAUAGUGAUAACAACUGAGCCUACAGAGGAUACCACUGUACCAGAAACAGAAGACCUAUGAAAAGAAAGUUGUAUUUGCCACAAAACCUCUAAACAUAAAUGUUGCUGUUUUAUUACUCUACUUACUGGCAAAGCCACUUACAUUCUUCAUUAGUAGCAAUAAUUUAAUAGCAAUUUAGCAAUUUUCCUUUUAUCACAUUUAAAUUCAAUCUCAGAUCAAACACUAAUAAACAAUUUGAAAUCUUGUUUUAAAAA